CAUUUCAAAUGUGUUUUGCGGGCAACGACCUGCCAAGCACCCCAAGAUCGACAGAUGACAAACACACAACCCCGCCCCCACCCCACCACUUCCUCACCCCCAUAACAAGAGGUGGAAGAGUCGGGCUCUCUUUGUCUUCCUUCCGAAGAUUAGGGAAGCUUCUAGGGGGUGGUGAGAGAGAAAUCAUGAUUUGAUAAUUAUCAAAUGUGCUGAGUUCUGAACAUAUUGAUGCAAUUUUGAUGAGAUUUCGUUCAAUUUGGUCCAUUUUUGUAUUCAUUUAAUUCAUCGCCGAUCUCUCCUUGCCUCCCGUUCUAGGGUUUCUCCCUUCUCUUCAUCAUCUUCUUCUUCUUCUUCAGAUUGUUUGAUGUUUGAAAGUCAUGCCAACAUUCACAGCUAAAGCUUUUGACAGACUGAUAGAACCAGGAGCUGAAAACUCUGUGAUGCCAGUGAUAAAUGCUUCCGAUCUCAAACUCGCUAGGAGAAAUAGUACUCCAGACUCAAGGCUUGAUAGGAGAAUCAUUUCUCCUAGUUCGAAGCUGGAGAGGGGAGUUAGUGUUCCUCCUAAUCCAAAGCUCAAUAGGACAAAUGGUUCAUCAACUACGGCUGUUGUAGAUCGAAGACACAAUUGGACUCAAAUCUCGCCUGCACUCUAUGCUACACCAGAGUCAACUCCAAUUCCCGAUGCCCCAUCUUCAUUUCCUCCAUCUCCUUAUAUCAUUAAUCACAAGCGGCGGGGGCCUCGACUCGUGAAGAGUUUCUCUGAGGAUGAUGUUGCGACUCACCAACAAGCUGUGGACGAGAAUAAGUUCGAUGCGAAUGGAAAAAAUGCUGAAAAGAAGCUUGCUGGCAUAGCUAAGGAUGACAGCUGUGUUCAUAAUGGGCACGUGGACUCUUUCGAGGAUAAUAAUUAUACACCAACCAUUCCCAAUGUUGCUGAGGAGGAUCUGAAUGGUGUGUUUGAUGGUGAACACGGAAGCAGUGAUUUGACCAAUGGUUCGACUGUUAAAAAUAGGGUGGUGAAGUCUGUCGGAUUUAAUUUGCAGGGAGAUAGUGAGGUGGAUGAUUUCUUUGAUACCCAGGACUUGAUGAGUGUUAAGAGCAAUAGUGAAAGUGAGGGUAUUGGUGUAGCAGAACGCUCUUUGAAUUCAACAACAACAACAGCUGAGUUUUAUGAUGCUUGGGAAGACUUGUCAUCAGAGAGUUGCCCACAGCCUUCAAUUCCUGAUAUUGAAACUGAUCUGCGUGAAAUAAGACUGAGUUUGUUGAUGGAGAUAGAGAAGAGGAAGCAAGCAGAAGAAAUCCUUAACGAUAUGCGAAAUCAAUGGAAAAGUAUCCGGGACCAGUUAUCUCUUGCGGGGUUGACACUCCCGCCAGAUCCAACUACUUUGCCAGGGGGUGGACAGUCAGGUGAUUCUGCAGCAGAUCUGUGCCAACAAGUCUUUCUUGCCCGCUUUGUUUCAAAUUUAAUUGGGAGGGGCACUGUGAAGGCUGAAGUUGAGAUGGAUAUGAAAGCUCAGAUUGAAUUGAAGAAUUCUGAGAUUGCUCGUUUAUGGGACAAGCUACAUUAUUAUGAGGCUGUGAACCGGGAGAUGUCUCAGAGAAACCAAGAAGCUGUAGAGACAGCAAGACAACUUAGGCAAAGAAGGAAGAGAAGACAGAAUUGGGUUUGGGGAUCGAUUGCUUCUGCGGUUACAAUUGGUUCUGCUGUCAUAUUGUGGUCUUACUUCCAGACUGGAAAAGGAUCAUCUUCCUCAAGCCAAUCACACGAUCCUGCGGUUGAACACGGUUCAAAGCAAUAAACUCCAAGUGGAUGGCUUAGUACAGGCUAUGCCUGAUAAAUGAAUAACAAACAAUAGGUCGAUUUUGCGAUCUUGUGAAUACCAACAUUUUGUCCUGCCAUUGAGUGUAGAUCUAAUAAUAAAAUCAAAGUCUGCACGACACAAAGUUGAUAUAGCUAGCAAUUCGAACUAUAGAUUUAUUUAAAAUUGUUUUUAUUCUUACGUCCUAUCUUGGUUUAUACAGCUGGAUAACUUGGAAUGUUAUCAUUGUGUUGUGUGUUCAGUUACGUUGUUGGUGAUAAUGCUGAUUCUAUUCCCGUUG
This is a messenger RNA of Olea europaea var. sylvestris, 2100 nucleotides long. RefSeq lists its product as uncharacterized. NCBI's taxonomy places the organism in Eukaryota, Viridiplantae, Streptophyta, Magnoliopsida, Lamiales, Oleaceae. The record is from RefSeq and is a predicted model, not a curated record. The coding region runs from base 378 to 1799 and encodes 473 amino acids. The transcript is spliced from 4 exons.